Molecule: messenger RNA, 2441 nt
Organism: Jaculus jaculus (lesser Egyptian jerboa)
Lineage: Eukaryota; Metazoa; Chordata; Mammalia; Rodentia; Dipodidae
Gene: Rassf4
Product: Ras association domain family member 4
Exons: 11
Coding region: 160-1125 (321 amino acids)
Biological process (GO): signal transduction
Source: RefSeq, a predicted model, not a curated record
CCCGACUCGGGCGCUGCAGAGGCCGGCUGCAAGCGCGGGCGCUCUGUUCCCCUUGCAGGCGCAGCUCUGCCGCAAGCUGAGGGACCGCGCUGCCGGUGUGGCUUUUGGACCGUGCGAUGACUGGACGGUGACUUCUGGGUUUGCAGACAACAGUGGAAGAUGAAGGAGGAUUGUCCACCCAGCUCUCAUGUGCCCAUCAGCGACAGCAAGUCCAUUUUGAAGUCGGAGCUCUUAAGCCUGCUGAAAACCUACAACUGCUACCAUGAGGGCAGGAGCUUCCAGCUGAGGCACCGAGAGGAGGAAGGGGUUUUGAUCAUCGAGGGGCUCCUCAACAUUGCCUGGGGACUCAGACGGCCCAUCCGGCUCCAGAUGCAGGAUGAUCGGGAGCGAGUCCACCUGCCCUCAGCCUCAUGGAUGCCUGAACGGCCCGGUGGGCCCCUAAAGGAGGCUCCAUCCCAGGAUGGUGGGGCCGCUGCUGAAAAGCCCAGUGCUCCACUUGUGAACAUGACCAACAGUUCUAAAGACUCGCCAGGACCCCAAGCAGAGGAUGAGGAGGUGCCGCAGCUUAUGCGAACCAAGAGUGACGCCAGCUGUAUGAUCCAGAGGAGGCCCAAGUCCCGAGCGCCCAGUGAAGCCCAGCGGCUCCGACGACACCGGUUCUCCAUCAACGGGCACUUUUAUAACCACAAGACCUCCGUGUUCACUCCUGCCUAUGGAUCCGUGACCAAUGUGCGGGUCAAUAGUACCAUGACCACCCAGCAGGUGCUCACACUCCUGCUGAACAAGUUCCGGGUGGAGGAUGGCCCUAGUGAGUUUGCGCUGUACAUCGUCCAUGAGUCAGGGGAGCAGAUAAAAUUAAAGGACUGUGAGUACCCACUGAUUUCCAGAAUCCUGCAUGGGCCCUGUGAGAAAAUUGUCAAGAUCUUUCUGAUGGAGGCCGACUUGAGUGAGGAAGUCCCCCAUGAUGUCGCCCAGUACAUUAAAUUUGAAAUGCCGGUGCUGGACAGUUUUGUUGAAAAGUUAAAAGAAGAGGAGGAGAGAGAAAUAAUCAAACUGACCAUGAAGUUCCAAGCCCUGCGUCUGACAAUGCUGCAGCGCCUGGAGCAGCUGGUGGAGGCCAAGUAGCUGCCCAGCACCUGCCUCUUCUGACAUCUGCGCCAGCAAAUGUACAUGGAGUUCUAGGGGCCCGGCCCUGACUGGUCACUGAUAGAUGGCCACUGCCUAAGGAACCUAGCACCCAUGUCCACAGCAUCGUGCAUCUAGCCUUGGCUCCCUAGUGAGCAUGAACACGAAGCAGACCCAGGCCUGAGGAGCCAGGAACUCACCAGUUAGGGUCUAUGUAUGAGGCUGGCCUAGGCAACAGAUGGCCCCCAAACUGUGAUCAUAGCCAUGUUGUAUGGCUCAGUGACAUGGCCAGUCUUUUUUAUCUCUCCAUCCCCUGAAAGAUGGGCUUCACCUGCUUGCCCGGGGCCUGUUCCAGAAUCCCUACCUGGCCACAAGCUUCUGUCCUCCUCAUCCACAUGAACCACAAGAUCCUGCCCUUGCUUCACACUCCCAUCCCCGCCUCAGGAACUCUGCUGGAGAGAACAGCAGCACACCACCACUUCACCAUGGUGCCCCCAAGCCUCCUUUCAUCGCUAGUCGGACCCCCACCCUGAGGCCAGAGAUUAAGUCAGGAAUACGACUACCAAAAAUCCCACCAUUCUCUCUACAGAAAUCAGCCUUAACUUCUCAGUGAGAAUGCUUAAAAGGAGCUGGCUGCAAGAAGCAUGCCAAUAUAACAGAGCUAGGGAGCUGAUCACAAAGCACUGAAAGAAUUCUGGCUGGUGGCCGCUCCGGAGGGCAGUGCUCAGCUGCAGUCUCCACUGACCUGUGGAUGCCUGUGUGUUUUUUGUCUUCUCUGAGCUUGGCUCCUCUCUGGUGGGCAGUGCUUCCUAUCAUAGCCUCAGAACGAGGAGAAAGGUCUGUUUGGGGACAAAGAGCUUUGAAUUCUCUGGAGCCAAAUACUGAACAACUUGUGUUUGUCGACUGAUCAAGAAUGUCUGGAAUGAAUGAGCAAGCUUUUGCAAAACUAUGCAACAAUUUAUAACAGUCAUGCGGGGGUGUCUAACGGAAUAAUCGAAAGACCAAGUUCUCUGGCUGCUGAGGUCUGUGGACAGUGGAUUUAAACAGAAUAAUAAUAAAGGCUUACAAAGAGAAGAGUCCCGUCUUUUGUGCAUGUGGGAGCUGCUUAUGGAACCCUGAAAACAGCAGCGCUGGGGAACGGUCAUGCAGUGUGGGGCCACUGGUCAAGGUCGAUGUGUCUGUCACACCAGGAGUCUCCAGACCCCAGCCCCAUCUUCAGAGACGCACAUCUACCAGGGACAGUCUGGCUGAGCCCUCUUGCCUCCUUUGGCAGUAGAGUUUCUUAGGUGUUCAAUAAAGGUCUGACACGAGCGUCA